Molecule: messenger RNA, 2945 nt
Organism: Lactuca saligna
Lineage: Eukaryota; Viridiplantae; Streptophyta; Magnoliopsida; Asterales; Asteraceae
Source: the annotation of a GenBank genome assembly
GACGAAAGAAGUUCCACCCCCACUGCCAUGGCUUCGACGGAGCAGCCUCCGAAGAAGCGAAAACUGUACGACCUGCUGCAACCAUCUUCACCGCAACCGCCAUCAACGGCAGAGCCACAGCCACCGGCGCCUCACACGAGUGCGAAUGUACCUACUACAACCCUAUCGCAGGAAGAAAUUGCCCGAAAGCGGAGAAAUCAAGAGGAGAUUGCCAACUUCUACGAGUCUUACAAGCGUCUUAAGUAUUGUAUUUCUCAGAAGGAUGCUCGUCUCAUGCCCGAACUUGAACAGGCUUAUCUCUCCCUCAUCACCGCCUCCAGAGGUUGCACGAGUGUUCAACGCCUUGUAGCAGAGUUUGUCCCCAAAUAUGCAUCAUGUUGCCCUACUGCUCUUGAAGCAGCAGCAAAAGUUUGUAUCAAUGUACAUAACUGGAGCAUGGCAAUCAUAAACAGAGGUGAAGAUGCUGAUGGUUUUUCAUUUGGAACUGCUAAAAUCAGUAUAUUUGGUCUGGCUACUAUCUGUCAAGCUGCUUCAUCAGAGACACCAACAUCCUCUGUUAUUCAAGGCAUCUGUUCAGCUGUAUUUCUCAAUGUUCUAACCUUCUUUAUUUCAUCAUUUGAGGGACAAGGAAUCUUCCAGAUUGUAAACAAAGACGUUGCAAACAUCUUUGAUUCUCCAAAAACAUUCUCUGAUCUCAAAGAAAAGGUUUCUAACGAAAAUGAAUCUCCAUCUGUCAUAUUAUCCAAGUUUCGUGCAUUAUGUAUGCUAUGGAUUUUCUUUACCUGUCCUAGAAAUUCACUUGCAGCAUGCUUUGAGCUUUGUACUUCUAAUUCAAUUUCAACCGAUGCUGUUCCUGUUCCCAAUGGGGGACUGUAUUUUCUUAAUCAGUCAAAAGCAUUAGCAAAUCAACUCCAUCUAACAUUGUGUCUGACAUCACCUCUGCUUUUUGAGAAAAUAUUAGAAGAGGUGAAGUCAGGGGACAAACAAGUGGACAGCGAUGGAGACGAUACAAAUUCUUCCAAAAAUACCCCUAGGCAGUUUUUAGUUCCUAGAACCUCAGAAGCUUCUGUUAGAGAAGGAUCAAUAACAUCCAACACAAGUUCCAACAACAGUGGAGGCCCAAAAUCUAUGGACCUAGACUCUGUAGACCACAAAGAGUUCCCCCACGCCAGCUCAUCAACUCCCCGGGACCCAUUCGAUGGAAGAAAUCAAACUGGGAAUAAUAGAACAUUCGAAUCACCUAACAAACAUCAUGUAACUCCGUUGACCGGUCAACCGAGUUGGCUCGGUGACGGGGACCGAGCCGCAAUGGAUGUUUACACCGCUUCAAGACAGCUUUGGGUAGGGUCGUUAGGUGGGCCCGACUCAUCUGAGGGACAUUUUUUAGAUAUAGGCGUAGGCACAAGAGGCGAUAUAAAUGGUGUGGCUGUUGGGUGUAGCUGUCAUGUGUAUGUUGGAAACAUUCAAAGCCAGUUGGAGAAAGAUGAGAUAUUGUAUGAAGUAAGGAAAGUAGUUUUUAAGGGCCCAGUUGCAGUUAAUGAGCUUAUGAGUGAAGGUGCUUUGUUGAUGGAGUUUGGGUCUCCUGAAGAGGUUGCCACAGUUAUUGGACAUCUUAGACAUUAUCGUAAAGAUAAAACCCAAAGGGAUUCUGUUACUUUCCAAUCAAACAAUAUGCAAUACCAAAAUUGGACGUAUAGGAAUAAUCCGGAAAGUGUAUCGCUAUCACACAUGCAGGGGCAUUAUGGUCCACCACCAUCACACUCACAGCCGAUACAAAUGAGACCUAUGUAUUAUCCUCCUCCUCCGACAAAUAGCUCGUGGGGGGACCCACAGCCACAUGGGAUGAUCCAUCAUCAUCAUGUGGCAGCACCUCCUCCUUUCUUGCCUCCUCCUCCUGCUUCUGUAACUCCACUCACUCAUAAUGCAUUGCCACCGCCGCAUCAUGAUCAGAUGUAUUAUGUGCCACCUCAGCCUGACGUGGGACCACCUCCAUUACCUCCUCAGUUAACCCUGCCACCGCCAUUACCAUUACCACCACAACCAAAUAUGCCGCCUCUGUUACCGAUUCAUCCGGAAUUACCGCCACCAUUGCCACCGUCUCCACCUCCUUCGUUCGAGUCUCAGCCACCGCCUCCGCCGCCACCGGCGGUUGAGUCUCCGAUGAUGGGAAGUCACUGGCAGGGGACAUUGAGUAAAAGCGGGGUUCACUACUCUACAAUACAUGCACGGAAACUGCAUUCAGAUGUCUGCAAUUAUUCGGAUAAUAAUAUCUCAGAGCCUACAGAAUGGCCUGCUAAACUAGAUAUAACAAAGCGGACUGAUUUUAGACAUGUGAUGUCAACAUUUUCUAGCACCCCACCACACAAGAGAGAGGUAUGCCAACUCCUCCCAAGUUCUGCUGCUGACCACAAAGGGUUUCAAGAUUUUAUAUCAUACCUGAAGCAAAGGGAGUGUGCAGGAGUGAUUAAGAUUGGGACUACUAGAACCAUAUGGUCAAGACUUGUGUUCAUUCUUCCUUACUCGCAUGAGACUUGCUCUCUUCUCUCCAUUGCCCCUGAUACACCAGACUGCCUCAUUGCUCUUGUUCUACCUAAAGAAACCAAUUUUGAAUGGGUAUAAUAGUAAUUAACCAACUAACUCUAGCUACUACACGAUGGACAAUGGUUUUCACUGUGUUCUUGUUUUGUACAUACGUAAAGCUGCCAUUGUAUGUAUGCGUUUAGAGAUUUUAAGUUCAAAUAGAAUGGGUACAAUUUUAGGUUGGUAUGCAUUUUUAUCAAUUUUGGGUUUGACUUAACAAAGUCUGAUUAACCACACCUAUUGAAGUUUGGAAGUGAAAGAUGAAAAGGACAAUUGUAGAGAUUCUAAAGAUUAAAAUUGUAAUAACCAUCUACAGAAUGCUUUUCUUAUACAAAGCAUUAUUAUGAUUAGUUGAUAACCAAAAG